Messenger RNA from Dracunculus medinensis (Guinea worm), 1019 nucleotides. The record is from the annotation of a GenBank genome assembly. Lineage: Eukaryota; Metazoa; Nematoda; Chromadorea; Rhabditida; Dracunculidae.
GAUAUCAAGUUAAUGCAAAAAGUUCAGUGGAAAUGUAUCGUUACGUGCUUCUUUCUGGCUGUCGAUCAAUUGAACUGGAUUGUUGGGAUGGUGCAAAUGGCGAACCAAUAAUUACGCAUGGUCCAUGCCAGUUUACAAGAGUUACACCUAUUUUAUUUAAGGAUGUAAUUGUUGCGAUAGCAGAGACAGCAUUUAUAAUGUCUGAAUAUCCUGUGAUCCUAUCAUUCGAGAAUCAUUGUUCUUUAAAACAACAAAAGAGGAUGGCAGCUUAUUGUAAAGAAAUUUUCGGAGAACUUUUAUUGACAGAACCUCUUCCUGAAUAUCCGAUAAAACCUGGCGUAUCUUUACCGUCACCCAAUGCUCUUCGAAAGAAGAUUUUGAUAAAAAAUAAAAAAUUGGAAACUCGGCCUCUAAGAUUCCAAUACCAACUUUCGAAUACUAGCGAAUUAAUUAAGCAAAUAUCAUUGGAUUCGAAUGAAAGUGAAAAAGCCGCUCACGAUGUUGAUAUUGAACGAUCAAGGGAGUCGAACGAAAUCGAAGAAGUUAAUGAGACUAGAGAUCAAGAGGAACAAGAUUUUGUUGCUGAAGGAGUGAUGAAUGAUGAAAAUGGAGUCGAAGAAAAAUUUGGAAACAUGAGUUCUGAACUUUAUUCUAUGAAUGAAUCUCGUGCUUAUGAACUUGUCAAACAGAAUCCUACGGAAUUCGUUAAUCAUAAUAAAAGGCAAAUUUCUAGAAUUUAUCCCAAAGGGAAACGAGUCGAUUCCAGCAAUUUUUGGCCAAUUAAAUUUUGGAACUGUGGAUGUCAGAUGGCAGCAAUUAAUAUGCAAACUCCAGAUAUUCCGUUUCAAAUGAAUUCAGCUUUCUUUGAACAAAAUGGUCGAUGUGGUUAUGUAGUUAAACCUAGCUUAAUGAGGAAGGCUGACGCUAAAUUUAACCCAUUUGAAACUCGUAACAUGGAUCUCAUUGUGCCUGCGUGUGUAUCAAUUACUGUACGUUUUAGUUGCUUCUUCUUCUUCUAA